Antechinus flavipes (yellow-footed antechinus) is the source of this 2066-nucleotide messenger RNA. RefSeq names its product zinc finger protein 397. The record is from RefSeq and is a predicted model, not a curated record. Gene Ontology annotation, molecular function: DNA-binding transcription factor activity, RNA polymerase II-specific; RNA polymerase II cis-regulatory region sequence-specific DNA binding. The transcript has 3 exons. Bases 925 to 1452 code for a protein of 175 amino acids. NCBI's taxonomy places the organism in Eukaryota, Metazoa, Chordata, Mammalia, Dasyuromorphia, Dasyuridae. Gene Ontology annotation, biological process: regulation of transcription by RNA polymerase II.
GGAAUUUUGAAACAAGAAUGGAAAGGAAAAAUCCUUUCUGCUCUGAGUGAGUGGGCAGAGGAGGUUUGAGUGCCCCACAAGUAGGUAUGGCAGGAUUUCUCUGAAGUUAAGAAUUUGUUAGGGUUAAGGAUUUUAGGCUGUCUGUCACCUGAGGUUUCUCCACAAUUUAUUUUGGCCCCACAGGAGGGUGACCUUGGGAGUUCCCAGCUCUCCCUCCAGGGGACUAUUGGUUCAAUCUGUUGUACCAUAAAGAGUUUUAGAUUUUGAGAAAGACUUCUUUUUUCAUCUGCGUGGUCACUAACUUUUAUGGCCUCAGUUUCUCCAUCUGUUAAACAAGAUGCACUAAAUGACUCUUCAGCUCGAAAUAAUACGAUUUCUGGAUCCCAGGGAUAGGGGCAGGGAGGACCCUUCCUUUUCUCCCAGUAAUCCCCCGCUUUGGGAUGCUGGUUGCCCCUCCCCCAUCGCCAGCUCUCCUCCCUUCUGCGGUCCAGGUUUUGGGGCCAGUUAGACCUCUCGGCUGUUGGGGCUGUUGGGUAGGCGUGCGUCGGGGGGAGAGCUCAGGACUCGGCACACAGACGGCAGAAUCACGUAAGUCCCAGCUCCAGCCAGGGACCGCUGCGGUAGUUACCGUAUUUACCAAGGACGCGCUGAGGAGGCGGUGGGUGGACUGAGGCUGUCACUGCGGAAGCGUUACCGUAUUUGCUGAGAGCCGCGCGGAGAGUCUCCCCAGCCCUGAAGAGCCGAGUGGGCUUUUGCAGCAGGAAGAUUACCUUAUUUACCUAAAGCUGCCUGAGGUCGCUGCGGCAGUGGGAACCAGCCCUGGCUCCUAAAGUUACCGUAUUUCCCGCACGCAGCGCAGCUUCUCGUGGGGUCGGAACCAGGAGGAGGAGCUGGGACACAAUCCAGACUUAAGUUGGUGACUUAAUGAAUGGAACCCUUGAACUGUUGGAAGUGCCCAUGUCGGACCUGUCCCCCCUAGAAGGAGAGCCUCCUGAGGCAGAUGAGGAGAGUCCCAGUGAUGAUCAGGUCCUCAUUAUCCACCACCCAGCAGAGGAGCAGGCCUACCGAUGUCUCUUGUGUGGGCAGACCUUCCCUCAGCAGUCUAGCCUAGUUCGGCACCAUAAGGCUCACACUGGAAUGAAUGGAGCAGGGAGGGCUUUGUAUGUCUGCCCUGAGUGUGGCAAGGCCUUCAGCAUCCAGCACAAUCUCUCUGUCCACCAACGCAUCCACACAGGUGAGCGUCCUUUCCCGUGCCCUGAGUGUGGACGGCGAUUCAGCCUCAAACAGAAUCUGCUCACCCAUCGGCGCAUCCACAGUGGCAAGAAACCUUACCAGUGUGCCCAGUGCAGGCGCUGUUUCCGAGAGGCCCGCUUCCUCCUUAACCAUCAGCGUACCCAUGCCAGAAUGUCCCCUACCCCACCCCAAUGCUCUGAGGUCUCUGAGGAGCAGUGAUGCUACUUCUGCACUUGCUGGAGCUGGGGCUUUGCCCAAGAAAGCUCUCUCCAGACUUAUGCAUUCAACGAUGGCUGUGGAACUGAGGGGCACCUAAGCUAAGCUCAGUGUUCCUUCACCUAGAAUAUCCUCUGUAAGAAGACCAUACAAAGACAGUUCACUGAAUUCGCAUCUGCUGUGUUCUGCUUUCCAACCCCUAACUAUAAGAAGAGAUGAGAUAGUAAGUCCAUGAUGGUGGUGAGACAUCCAAGAGAGUGGAAGGGACUGGAUUUUGUAGGUGUAUGUGGGUUAUCUAGUGUCUGCUAUUCCCUGGAAUUCCUUGGUGUCCCAAGCCUUAGGAGAUCCCAUCUUGCUGAGCAUAGCUGCUUUGGUCAGAACUAUUGCUCCCUUCAUUAUCACCUCAUUUGUAGCAAAUGUGGGAACAAAGAAAUCUGAGACUUGAGACUCCUGGAUAUAGAGCUCCAGGGUGGAAACUUCAUUUUGUGGUGUCAGUGGGGAAGAGGGCUGAGAGAUGGAAGUUCAAAUCAGUAUAAUUCACUUCACUUUUAUAGAAUAUAUUUUUCAGUGUGCUUAAAGAUUGUACAAAUAAAGGAUUACUGUACUUUGCCCCUCCA